CACUUUACCUAUCUGGAUUGCACGUGUGUAUUUCGAUGGUUGAGGAAGGUUGUUAGUGUUGAUGGCUGAACAAAGGGAACACUUCCGGAUAGAUGCUCAGUGAAUCUGUGGAAACAACAUUUAUGGAUUAAUGGACUUCUCAAGCAGCUGAACCACGUGUCUCUGUGUCUCUCUGGGUGUCUCUGUGUCUCUUUGGACAUAUUUCCAGCUAUUUCACUAUGUGGGUAUUCAGUGUUGCACAUCAGCACAAGUUGCUCCUUGUGUGGACUAGAAGAUUGCACCAGCCUGCAUCCAUCUCAAGAGUGGGCUCUCAGUUUGCAUCCCACCAUGUCUCAGCUCCUCUCCAGUGUCCAGAGGACAGCAGCAGCAGCAUCAACCCUGUGGUGAAGAGACCACGCAGGGUGUUCGGUGUCCAACACAAGCCUGAUGGAAGGCAGAAACAUGAGAGGUCAGUUCAGAGUAAAACGUGGAAAAGUGAGAUCCCAGUGGUGCAGAAGCCCAAUCAGAGGUGGGGGGAUGACAGCAGAGUGUCAUCUGAACUCAGGAGACUGAGUCUGGAGGACUUCCCUGAAGAGAAGGAGAGGCUGAUGGGACAGAAGUCAACACUGGACUCCAAAGCAGAGGACUACGAGGUUGUUUUUGGCAUCGCCCCCUGUGUCUUGGCUCUCAUACAGGGUAGAAGGAAGGCCCAUAAACUGUUCGUAAAAGACGGCGAGGCCUCUCACAGGGAGUCUGUGUUAAAGGCGUGUGAGGAGGCUCAUCGGCGAGGAGUACAAGUCCAGCGCGUCACCAAGAGAGAUCUGGACAAGAUGUGCUCUGGGCGAGUACAUCAAGGAGUAUGUCUGCAAGCGAGUCCUCUGGGCUACCUCACCGAAGACAGAGCACCCAACAAAGGAGAAACCCCUCUGUGGCUCGUCCUGGAGCGAAUUCAGGACCCGAUGAAUCUCGGCGCCAUCCUGCGCUCGGCUUACUUCCUCGGUGUGGACAGAGUCGCCAGCAGUCUUCGCCACAGCUGUCCGUUGUCUCCGGUGGUCAGCAAGGCCAGCUCAGGGGUCAUGGAGGUCAUCGGGGUGUACGGGUAUGAAAACCUCGAGGACAUGCUGAAGUUGAAGGUGGCGCAGGGCUGGCAGGUGGUCGGCACGGUGGGAGCUGAAGCAGACGAGUCCCAGAUUCCCGUCACCCAGUGUUCAGACUUCCACAUGACUAAACCCACGGUGUUGUUGAUGGGGGGUGAGGGGGAGGGAUUGUCUCAGCAGCUGCUGUCUCUGUGCCAAACUCUUCUCACCAUCCCAGCUGGCAGAGAGCUGUUCCCUGGUAUCGAGUCCCUCAACGUCUCUGUGGCUUCAGGCAUCCUGUUGCACUCUCUGCUGUCCUCCAGGAAGUCCACCAGAUGAUGACCAACUUUAAUAUCUGCCUGCACCUAAACCAAAGAUGCAAGGGAACAUUGAACAACAAAAUCACAUGUUGAGGACGAUGAUAUUCUGUUUUCCUCCGUCAACAAAUUCCAACAAUGAAUGUAUCUACUAUAAGAAGUAUUGUGUGUGUAUCAAAGCCUGAUGUAUCUUCUUCCUCUGUACCAUAUAGCUCCAUUAAAAACUAGGGUUGUCAAUUGAUUAAAUUAUUUAAUCGUGAUUAAUUGCAAAUUAAUUGCACAUUUUUUAUCUGUUCAAAAUGUACCUUAAA
This is a messenger RNA of Sebastes umbrosus (honeycomb rockfish), 1683 nucleotides long. RefSeq names its product mitochondrial rRNA methyltransferase 1 homolog (S. cerevisiae) (gene mrm1). The transcript has a single exon. The record is from RefSeq and is a predicted model, not a curated record. The coding region runs from base 219 to 1394 and encodes 391 amino acids. Gene Ontology annotation, biological process: rRNA methylation. Gene Ontology annotation, cellular component: mitochondrion. Gene Ontology annotation, molecular function: RNA binding; RNA methyltransferase activity. Lineage: Eukaryota; Metazoa; Chordata; Actinopteri; Perciformes; Sebastidae.